Messenger RNA from Dichotomopilus funicola, 2724 nucleotides. Its product is annotated as armadillo-type protein. Gene Ontology annotation, biological process: establishment or maintenance of microtubule cytoskeleton polarity; mitotic spindle organization; microtubule polymerization. Gene Ontology annotation, cellular component: spindle pole body; microtubule plus-end; kinetochore. Gene Ontology annotation, molecular function: microtubule plus end polymerase activity; microtubule plus-end binding. NCBI's taxonomy places the organism in Eukaryota, Fungi, Ascomycota, Sordariomycetes, Sordariales, Chaetomiaceae. The record is from RefSeq and is a predicted model, not a curated record. The transcript is spliced from 3 exons. Bases 1 to 2724 code for a protein of 907 amino acids.
AUGGCGGAAGAAGAAGAUUUUAGCUCCCUCCCUUUGACAGACCGCUGGACCCACAAGGUGUGGAAAGUCCGGAAGCAGGCAUACGAAGAAGCGGCGCAAUUAUUCGAGAAGACCCCCGACGAAUAUGACCCAGUAUUCCGACCGUUUACCCAAGAUCCAGGGUUGUGGAAAUCCGCCGCAGGCGACUCCAACGUGGCAGCACAGCAGGAAGGUUUGGCAGCGCUGUGCGCGUUCCUGAAGUUUGGUGGUCGCGAUGGCGCGCUACGAGCUCGACAACACGCAGUAACACCGAUUGCCGAGAAAUGCUUAUCCUCCACUCGUGCGGCCAUCAAGACCUCCGCUGUUGAGGCGCUACUGCUCUUCAUCGAAGUCGACGUUCCCGGGCCUGUCAUCGAAGAAAUCCUCCCGGUUCUCUCGAGCAAACAGCCGAAGGUUAUCGCCGCGGCGCUCGCCUCCCUAACUCAGAUCUACCACAAUUAUGGCUGCAAGACUGCCGAUCCGAAACCAGUGCUCAAGUUCCUGCCCAAGGUUUUCGGGCAUGCCGAUAAGAAUGUCCGUGCCGAAGCAACAAACCUCGCAGUCGAGUUCUACCGGUGGCUUCGCGACGCCAUGAAGCCCGUGUUCUGGAAUGAUCUGAAGCCGACACAACAGACGGACUUGGAGGCACAAUUCGAGAAGGUCAAGGCGGACGGAGCACCGAAACAGGAGCGGUUGUUGCGGUCACAACAAGCCGAGAAGGAGCGUGCGCCCGCUGGCGGAGGGGAGGAGGAGUACGAGGAGGACGGCGGCGAGGCUGACGACGCCGGUGAAGCGGAUGCCUUCGAUUUGGCCGAGCCUCAAGACGUUGUUGGAAAAGUCCCCAAGGAUUUCUUCGACAACCUGGCGUCCUCGAAGUGGAAGGAGAGGAAGGAGGCAUUGGAGGCCCUGUAUGCCGUCGUCAACGUGCCAAGGAUCAAGGACGGAGACUUUCACGAAAUCAACCGCUGCCUUGCCAAGUGCAUGAAGGACGCCAACAUUGCGGUCGUCACACAAGCCGCUCAAUGCAUCGAGCUUUUAGCCAAGGGUCUUCGGAAGGGCUACGCGAAAUACCGCGCCACUGUAAUGCAGCCCAUCAUGGAGAGGUUGAAGGAGAAGAAGGCAACUGUCGCGGACGCCCUUGGGGCGGCACUCGACGCUGUGUUCCUGUCGACUGACCUUACCGAGUGCCUCGAAGACAUCACCACAUACCUUGUCCACAAGAACCCGCAGGUUAAGGAGGGGACGAUGAAGUUUCUGGUUCGGUGUCUGAGGACAACUCGGGAUGUCCCCGGAAAACAAGAGAUUGCCACCAUUGUCGGAUGCGCCAAGAAACUGCUUUCUGAAUCUAGUGAAGGUCUCCGUGCUGGUGGUGCCGAGAUUUUGGGCACUGUGAUGAAGAUUAUCGGCGAGCGAGCUAUGAACCCUCAUCUAGAGGGCCUCGACGACAUCCGAAAGACGAAAGUCAAGGAGUUCUACGAGACGGCGGAAGUCAAGGCCAAGGACAAGCCAAAGCCGCCACCUCCGGCUGCACGAGCGCCGCCAGCCGCUGCGAAGAAGGCUGUUGGUGGUGCUAAGAAGUCGGCGCUUGGUGCGAAGAAACCUCCACCAGCUGCCGCAGCCCCCGCCGAGGCACCCUCGGCCCCUGCCCCUCGCGCGGGUCCUGGGAGUAAACUCGGCAUGCCUAAGCCGGGCGGCCUGGGCGCUUUGAAGGCCCCUCAGAAGCGUUCAUUAGCAGCGCCCGGCGGUGCUUCACCCAGACGACCUGCCCCAGCCCAGUCACCGCCUCCAGUGGAGGAGGAAGAGCUGCCAGCGUCCCCACCUCCAGCAAAACCCGCACCACGCAUGGGCCUUGGCCGCGGUGGUCUCGCCGGCCGUUCUUUAGCGAAGCCCGCAGCGCCCGGUAUGCCCGUUGCUCCACCAUCCCCAACACCUGCAUCGGGUUUGACGGCGAUUGAGCGUGCCGAGCUUGAAGAACUCCGUGAUGCGAACGAACGACUGCUCAAGGCCCUCGACGACGCGAGACACGACCGGUCGAAGUUGAUGUCGGAGAUCCAGGAGCUCAAGAACCAGAAUGCGGGCCUUAUCGAGGACCACACAAGGGAUGUGCUUUCCAUUAAGGCGAAGGAGACGCAGUUGGUCAGGGCGCGCAGCGAUGCCGACGCUGCGGAACAAACCAACGACCGACUCCGGCGCGAGCUGGACCGCUUGAAGCGUGCCUUGAGUAAGGCCGAGGCACUCAGUGGGCCAGGUGGGCCUGGCAGCCCCAGCUCCCCCGGCGGACUUGGCUUCCGGACUAUGAGCCCGACGCAGGACGAGUUUUACCGGGAUCAGUCCGCGGGCAGGCAUCGGAUGAGCAUUGUCAGCACGCUCAGCGAGGAGAAAGAGAACGGUGAGGGUUUGCCUCAUCCGUUAAGCAAGUAUACCGGGAGCAACGCAAGUAGCGGGCGUGCGAGUCCAGCAAGAGGGUUCCGCCGCGACGUCAGCAUGGAAGAGAAGGAACCAAGGGCCGCCGAGGCUCCUCCGGCGUACAGUGAGCGGGCUGGAAGUAGGACGGGUAGCAGGACGAGUGGAAGGGAGACGCCUUCCGGUGGGGGUAACGGUGCCACGUCUGGGAUGGAGAGCUGGAAGAGGGCGGCCGAGGUCACGAGCCAGCUCAAGGCACGGAUCGAGCAGAUGAAGGCAAAGCAAGCUAGCAGGCCGCAGUAG